UGUGUACUCCGCUGCAAGGAUCCUAUGAUGUCAAAUCUUCAAACGCACUGAAAAGUUCUCUGUCCUCUGAAACAUGUCAACGGACUAGGAAACAGAAGAGUGAGACAAAUCUGAACAGUGAGAAUAGUGCACCUACCCCUGUAACGGGAAGGGGACUUGCAUCUCUUGGUUCAACAUCAGCUAAUAGGAUUCUGAAGCCUAAAAAAGAUCUUAUCCUUAUGAAAGAGAAAAAGAAACAGAAGACACUGGAGAAGGAGAUUCGUGCAUUAGUGAGAGAGCGUGGAGAGCAGGAUAAAAAACUUCAGGCUCUGGAUGAGGAUUUUGUUAAAAUGGAAGCAAAACUGAGUGCUGCAGUUCAGGAGAAAACAUCUCUUUUGGCGACUGUUGCAUGCCUAAAAAAACAGCUUCUGGAACUAACAAGAACUAAUGAACUACUUAAGUCAAAGCUGUCUGAAGAUGGCAUGCAGAAGAAAAUGAGCAGCCUAUGCAUGGAGUUAAUGAAGCUCAGAAACAAGAAGGAUGCUAAGGAAAAGACUGCACUUGCAAAGCAAGAAGAUAUGGAAACGAAGCUGCAGGAAGCGCAAAGGAAUCUAGAGCAUUCAAAAGGAAAAGUAGCACAGUUAGAAGAAAAACUGUCUGCUACUGAGAGAGGGAAAGUUGAAGAAAAGUCUGACACUGAAAAGCUCCUGGAAUAUAUCACAGAGCUCAGUAGUAUUGCAGAAACAGUUGAGAAAUACAAAGCAGAUGUUGCCCAGAUGGAGAAGACACUGAUAAAGAAAGACCAAGAUAUUGAGAUCCUGAGGGAUACCCUCAAAACAAAAGAGGAAGAAUCAUUUAAACUACUAGAACUUAAUGAAAGGUGUCAAUUGCUUCAACAAGAAAAAGAGAAAGAGUUAUCUGAGACCAGAGGAAAAUUCCUGAGUAUGAAUGCUGAAAUAGAAGACCUGAAAAAAAAAAUUAGCUUAGAAGAACAAGAACACCAAAAACUGCUUCAGAAACAUGAGGAGAUAGUCUCUCAGCUGCAGCAAGAGAAAGAGUCAUCUGCAUGUAUGCACCAGAAGUUACUAGAGUUUCAAGAUGAGGUGACACGUGAGAGACUUCUUCUUGAGGAGGAGCUGAAUGAUACUAUGAAUGAGCUGAAUAAAUUACAUGCGAAGGAGAAGAAAGCUGAAAAGUUGGUGAAGAGUUUGGAACAAGAAAUAAAAUCUCAAGCUCUUGAACUUAAACAGAUGGAAGUCAAGUUGAAAGGGAAGAAUGCUGAGUUGGAGCAAAUCAAUGAAACGCACAGCAAUGCUGUUUUGCAAAUCCAAGAAGAGCAUAGCAAUACAUUGUGUAAACUUGAAAAGACUCUUGCGGACUUUGAAAGCUACAAGACGACAAUAGCUGAAGAAAUAUGCGGUCUUAAACUGGAGAACACCACUUGGCAAGAAGAAGUUGCCAACCUAAAAAAAAUAGGCCAAGAUAAUCUACAGCUGCUACAGGAAGCAGAACAAGCUAAACACAAAGCAAGAGAAGAAUGUGCAAGGAUGCUUUUAGAAGUCCAGACAAAACUUGCGCUAAAAGAAGCAGAAACGGAGAGAAUCAAAGAAUCUUGCUUUGCAGAAAUGAUUAAACUUCAGGAAAAACUGGAAGAGCAAACUGAAGAUCUCAAAAAGAAACUUGAAGUAGAAAGAUCAAGGAAAACCGUAAAUGAAGAUGUGACCUCCAGCUUAAAAGAAGAGAUAAAGAGCUGGCGUAAUCUAUAUGAAGAUUUACAUAACAAAACUAAGCCUUUUCAGCAACAACUAGAUGCAUUUGAAGCAGAGAAGAAUGCACUCUUAAAUGAGCAUGGUGCAACCCAAGAGGAACUGACUAAACUAAGUGAUGCAUAUGCUAAACUACUUGGCCACCAGAACCAGAAGCAAAAAAUAAAGCAUGUUAUGAAGUUGAAGGAAGAGAAUACCCACCUGAAGCAGGAUGUCUCAAAGCUGCGUGCAUUGCUAGGAAAAGUAAAGCAAAGCAACAGAGAUCUUGAGGAGCAACUCUGUGCAAUUCAGGGAAUUAGGCGUUUUGAUCCUUCCAAAGCUUUCCAGCACGACAGCAAGCAAAAUGGUCCUCCAGAAACUCCUUUUAAAGAAGGUAAUAAAAACAAAAUUUAA
Cariama cristata (Red-legged seriema) is the source of this 2138-nucleotide messenger RNA. RefSeq names its product hyaluronan-mediated motility receptor (RHAMM) (gene HMMR). Gene Ontology annotation, cellular component: membrane. NCBI's taxonomy places the organism in Eukaryota, Metazoa, Chordata, Aves, Cariamiformes, Cariamidae. The annotation marks the transcript as partial. The transcript is spliced from 17 exons. The record is from RefSeq and is a predicted model, not a curated record. Gene Ontology annotation, molecular function: hyaluronic acid binding.